AUGAGCAAGUUGUGGGGGUCUGAUACUAAGGUGAUGUUAUUACAAGAAACUAGAAUACCGCUAGAUCAACUAGACGAGAUACAAGAAUACUUUACUUCCAUAAACAAAACAUUGUUCAUACACAGAAUUCGUAACAAUUUGACAGCCAUAGUAGUUGAUUCGUCCAUCCAUGGCAGGAUGCUUCCUCACAGGGAAGUAUUUGGACCAUAUCUUACUACUAUUCAAGUCGAUAACUACAUAAUUCACAGCUAUUAUGGGGAAAGGCAUGAAGCUCAGAGAAGGAUUCAUCUUCUUCUUUUGAGCCAAGAGCCAGUAGACCCAGAUUUAAUUUACAUCCUUGGAGGUGACUUUAAUAUGGUGAUGUCUGAUAUGUUGGACAGUUCUGAUGAUAGGGCCAGAGAUGGUGCGUCAGUAACUGCUCUCCAACAGAUCAUUGACAACUUCAAUUUCGUGGAUACUUUUAGAUGGUUGCAUCCACAUAAACAAGCCACCACCAAUCAUAAUGCAAGUCAUAAAUUACAUCGUCGGAUAGACAGAAUUUACAUUUCCAAAAGUUCAAAGAACCAGGUGAGAGACGCAACCAUUGGUACAGCAAUAAAUGGGUCCACCCACAAAUGGAUUAGUUGUGAGCUAACAAAUAUCCACAUAGGUAGACGUAGGUUUAUCAUGCACCAAAGGCUCAUUCAGAAACAAUACACCAAGUAUUUUACUCCGACAUUUAGCAUCGCAAAUGCCAUUCACUACUGGGAUAUUUAUAUCUUGGCGGUGGAACACGCUAGCAUUGCUCUUCUGGGUACGCUCAGAAAGUGCAAUGAGUAUCUUGGAGAACCCAAGGAUGCGGUGACUAAGGCUCAGUUACUCAAGCAGAGAAUGCAAGAUCAUGGUCCUUCCAAGAUUUUCUCCUCGCUUGAACAUACAAAGGCUUCUCAAACGAUAGAAGCAAAUACUACAUCAUCGAUGUUGGACCUUGCUUCUGACUUUUACAAAGACUUGUAUCGAUCAACAGGCCGUUCAGGAAUGUUGUUGACCAAGACUGUUCUGGAUUCAACCAGGCAGGCUUUGAUUCAGCCAUUCACUAUGGACGAACUCGAGAAAGCUAUUCGUCUGGCUCCCACCAAGUCGACCCCAGGACCUGAUGGGAUCCCGCAUGAGUUUUAUAAACAAUAUGAAUCGUCACGUCAGCCGUUACUUAAUGUAGCAAACGCUAUCCUUGGAGGUGCUCCCCUUCCUAGAUCUAUGAAGGUGGUAUACAUGCAGUUGUUGCCAAAGACUCCGACUGCCGUUAACAUAAAAGAUUAUAGACCCAUUAGUUUGAUUGAUACGUCGACCAGAUUAAUUUGUCGAAUGAUUGCCACAAGACUUAUUCCAGCCUUGGAUGAACUUAUUGGCCCUCAUCAAACUGGCUUUUUAGCAAAGAGAAGAGUAGACGAUAAUAUCACCCAGGUUCUUAAUGCACUUGAGUAUAUGGAUGGGUCAGUUUACACCGGGUUUGCCGUUGUAGACUUUGAAAAGGCCUUUGAUAAACUCAAUCACGAUUACUUGGAGAGAGUUUUAUAUGCAUCGGGUUUCGACCCUCUGUUUGUGAAACUACUCAUGAAGUUUACUGCUAAUCAUACAGGUUAUAUCUAUAUUAAUAACGAGAGAGGACCUCCUAUUCCUUUGGAUGCGGGGGUAAGACAAGGGAAUCCUAUAUCUCCAUUGCUAUUUAAUAUAGCCUUGGAGCCUUUGUUAGCUCGUCUUGCUAGUAAUUUAGAUGGUAUUAGAAGUUCCAACAGAAUGUUUCAAUUUAAAGUUGGUGCAUACGCAGAUGAUUUAGUUGUAGGGUUAAAUCAUAUAGCUGAUCAUCACGUACUCCACGAUGAACUUGAAGCAUUUUGUCAUAUAUCAGGUAGUAAAGUGUCAGCAUCCAAGUCAGUAUUCUUUGGGAAUUCUGAUGAAGUCUCUCCACUUAACUACACUUUCAAACCAAUCACUGAAGGUUUCAAGUAUCUUGGGGUGCAUACUAGAUCCCAUAGCUGGGCCAAAAUACUUGCAACUAUCCAACAUUUCAAAAGACAUCACCAAUUGGACGACUUUCCCCUCGCAUUAAUGGUGCGAGCCAUAAAGACGUACUAUGUGUCGAAACUUUACCACUACGAUAUCCAUCAGCCCAUGAAAGCCGAGGAUAUCAAAGCCUUUAAUAAUAUUCUAGGCGUGUUUAAAGGUGAACGAUUUGAAAGACUCAGGCAAAUCUUACCCCCCCUCCAUGGUGGCUUGGGUAUGAUCGACCUACAGGAACAAUUAUACGGCCGUAGAGCUAAGCAAGUGUGGUUGGCUUGCCAAUCAGAUGCAGAGCAUAGUCGUUACUUCAAAUACAAACUCCAAGAAGCUGUCAACAAAACGUUUGAUCAUACUUGGAAUCCCUCAGGACCCACAGAAUUAUAUCCAUGGUGGGAAUUUAUUAUCCCAGGAAGAUACCGAUGUGGAUCCCGAGUCGUAUCCACGCUCAUGGUUAUUACAACUAUGAUGGAUAUGGUACUGAUAGAAAACAAACCAUACCAACGUGAGGUAGCCUGGAUAACAGCUUGGUUUAAGCUUCAUCCAAGGCCUUCAAGAAAUCCUGAUAGAAUAAGCAUGAAGAGUCUUACUCUUGAAGAAGUCUUGAGCUACACGUUUGAACCUACAACCACUCUUCAAUAUGAAGAAAAACUGAUUGUAGAAUCUCAUUUCCAUCAAAGAUCCAAGAAGAUGAUCGAACUGUUAGUGAAAACAAAGAGGCAUUUGAAUAAAAAACUCAUGACCUCCACCAGCUUCAGAGACUUUGUGACUCCAGAUCAAGUCCAGUCAUUCUGGAAGACUUUCCACAAUACCCAGAAAUAUUACCCCCAUCCGUUGGACUAUAUCAAAAUGUUCAACUUGGGAUACUUGAAUUUCCAUGAGGCAGACCUAAUUAACAAAAGAACCGGCCGGCCAGCCCUACGACCGAACCUCAACACGGGUUGGGGACCGGACUCGUGGUGUUAUCUUUGCUCGGAACAUAAUAAUCUGCCCAAACACAUAUACCUGGAAUGUAGAAUAUCACUUCAGAUCUGGCAACGAUUGAUUGCUGGACCACGUCCACAGUGGCAUGAAAUGUAUUUAUCAGAGAAUAAACUUAACUUUAAGUUUAAUCUUUACCUCAAAACAACGGUUGAUGCCUUUGAAUACCAAGUUAGAAUGCAAGUUAAUGGCAAACCUUGUGCUAACAACUGGAUAGAUGAGUAUCUUUUCCAAUUUGCUAAUCGACUUUGUCGCUUCUUACCCCCCGCACGUGCAAUGCGAGGUCUAAUGCGAACUUAG
Yamadazyma jaroonii is the source of this 3318-nucleotide messenger RNA. NCBI's taxonomy places the organism in Eukaryota, Fungi, Ascomycota, Pichiomycetes, Serinales, Debaryomycetaceae. The record is from the annotation of a GenBank genome assembly.